AACCACCAGGAAGUUACAGUAAGUUAACCAUUUAGACGUCGUACCGACCUUCCUUCACGGGUAGUUCUGGGGAUUUACCUUCAUGAGACAUUUCGUGGACUCCUCGUGUGAAAUGGCAUCUAAUGUAUUGUCUGUCUAGUAUAGCCUACUGUAUUGUACAGUAAAUGCGCGUUUGCAGAUUAGAGAGAGUUUUUCUUUGUUUCAAUCGUGACGUGUGCGCUACAUGUAUGAUUCCCAAUGACAAUUGGAAAUGUGUUGUUGUUUUUGAGCUUGUGAAAAUGAUUCGCGGAAGGAAAGCUCCUUGCUUUUGACUAAACGAAAAUGAAGUUACUUCUCACGGUGGGAUUGUUGUUGCCGUUUGUCUCUACUUCAUCAAGUCUACGGAUUUUGGAAUGGCCCACACUAAACUGUACUCAAGAGGGUUUGAGAUGCGAAGCCAACGUCAAUAACUGCCUGGAUCCUGGGUGGUUGAAGCCUUGGCGCUACACUCCUAGCAGCCCAGUGAACCUAGAGGUGGAGCUGGACACUAGAAAAGAUGAGGAGGGACACCUGGUGCCUGUUUUAGUGGCCCGAUGGAAAGCUCAGGAUGACGGAAGCAUUAGUUCCCUGAAAGGAACAGAGCUUCAUGUUUUGAAGGAAGCCACAAACCAGAAUCUGUGUGUUCGGUAUGAAUUCUUCGAUAAGAUGUCCAUGCGUAAUCCAGCAUAUGAAAAGUGGUCUUUCUCCCUGGAUCGAGUGGUGGUUGAACCCGGCCUGUCAUACGUUGUCUCAGUCUCCAACCUCCCCAAACCCAACCUGAAACACUCUGGUUACAACAUCGAUAAACAUAUCACUGUGCCCGAUUGUAAAGAUCCCAAGAUUCAGAAGAGCAAGGUGUGUUUGGAGAGCGGGAGUCUGUGGAGACCUAACACUACGCUGGAGCGGUCUACUGGACCACAAGGCAGAACCACGCUCACUGUUGGGUUCAGUACAGACCAGCACUCACACAACUACAGAGUCUCACUACUGUGCUCCAGCAACAGACAAUGGCAGGACACAGACAUGACCAACCAGACAUGGCUGACUGUAGUGUUUGACCUGGAGAACUGGCCCCAGACCUGUUGCUAUUUUGAUGUGGAGAUCCAUCCGUUUUUUAGCCGUUGCAACAACGACUGUGUACGAAGAAGGAAAACGUUUAACAUAUGUGAGACCUCUCCAACUGUGUUAACGGGAGAUUCUUCAUCUCCUAAAGUCUACACAGCCAUAGCAGCCGCGGUGGUGCUGCUGGUCGGUGGAAUGGUCUGUUGUCUCGUCUGUCAACUACGGACACGGAGAAAGAAAGUCCCACCAGGCCCCUAUCCCCCAGCUGUAGAGCCAGAGGUCCAGAUUCCUCAUCUCCCCAGGGUUCCUCCCAAGGUGUUGGUGAUCUACUCUCAGGACCAUCCUCUCUACAGGAAGAUAGUCCUGAAGCUCUGUGCCUUCCUCCAGGCCAAGUGUGGAACUGAGGUUGUGUUGGACCUUCUAGACACAACCUGGCUGGGCACUGUGGGGAGACUACCCUGGCUGGAGUGGCAGAGACAACAGGUCAACAAAUCAUCAGACAAGAUCCUGGUCCUCUGUUCUCGUGGCGUCCAGGCCAAGUGGAGGGCGAUGUGUGGCCAGAGUCGUGUGACGUUAAGAGAGGACCUCCGGUCGCCCAUCGACGACAUGCUGACGCCGGCCCUCAACCUCUUCCUGCCCGACAUGCAGCAGGCCGCCGCGCUAGGGAAGUACAUGGUGGCCUACUUUGACGAGGUCGGCAGCGAGCGUGACGUGCCGUCUGUCUUCGACAUCGCUGUGAAGUACAAGCUGAUGAAGCACUUUGAGGAGCUCUGCUUCAGGAUCCUGGACCAGGAGAAGUACGCACCGGGACAGGUCAGCCACAUCGAGGGGAUCGGAGUGGAAGAGUACUUCACAUGUCCACCGGGGAGGGAUCUGCGAGACGCCAUCGAAGCCUUCCAGGCGUUCCAGUUAGAGAACCCAGACUGGUUUGAACAGGAGUGUGUUGACAUCAACGCAGAGGAGGAAGUGUUCGCAGUAACAGAGUAUGACGCUCUACUGGAAAAGCCGGUCGCGCCUGUUCUAGAGUUUGUUCCAGAAUACAGGAAUGGGCCACCUGUUCUAGAGUUUGUUCCAGAGUACAGGAAGGGGCCACCUGUUCUAGAGUUUGUUCCAGAGUUCAGGAAUGGGCCACCUGUUCUAGAGUUUGUUCCAGAAUACAGGAAUGGGCCACCUGUUCUAGAGUUUGUUCCAGAGUACAGGAAGGGGCCACCUGUUCUAGAGUUUGUUCCAGAAUACAGGAAGGAGCCUCCUGUUUUGGAGUUUGUUCCAGAAUACAGGAAGGGGCCUCCUGUUCUAGAGUGUGUUCCAGAAAACAGGAAGGAGCCUCCUGUUCUAGAGUGUGUUCCAGAAAACAGGAAGGGGCCUCCUGUUCUAGAGUGUGUUCCAGAAUACAGGAAGGGGCCUCCAAUCUCCAACUAUGAUGUAGAGAUCAAUGAAAACAGCCAGGGAGUCCAGGUCUCUACUCCUGAAGUGAAACUGGAAGGUCACGGGACGUGUGUGCUGGAGCUUCUUCCAAGGGUCAACUCCGACAGCCACCAGAUGUACCCAUCAUACCCAGUCGUUGAGGCCCCACCCGGGGUACUUAUCUCUGAUCUGCACCCCAAUGCCCUGGAGAGUCAACCCUGUGGGUUGUCAGAUCUUCUCCCGAGUGAGCCACCCUUGGCCAGAGAGAACUGUCUCCGCCUACAGGAGAGGUGGGGAACAGCAGACCGUUGCCCUCUAGAGAACGAGGAAGAGGAGGAGGCAUACAGUCCUUCUUGUCAACCCUCCGUUGACACCCUGGAACAACUCAUGUCUCUCCAGCUGUCACUCUGUGGUCUCAGUGCUAUCCCAGAAAUCACCUCUGUGUCCACGGAGAACGGCUACCUAUCACAACCGCGUGGAGAGAUGGACCUAUCACUUCCUGUCACGAUGGGCCAAUCACGACUGUCCUUCAGCUCCAUCCAGGUUACCCCACCUGUACCGAUGGAUAGUCAGAUUCAGUACCUCCUUCCCCUGCCAGAGAUAACCCACUCCCAGCCGGUAGAGAUGGAGGAGGGUGGGGAGGUGAUGAAGCCUGCUGCCCAGGAGAAGAGACCCGUCAGUGGGUCAGACCUGGGCUAUAUCUCCAGGAGCUCCUUCCAGCAGGACUCUUCUGUCCACUACCCUGUAGGAGAGGACAGCGACAGUCCACUGGUGGCACUGGCCAGGCUACAACAGGCUCUCUACCUAAACAAUUAACUACUUCUGCAAUAAAAACGCGGAGAGAACGUUCUAGAAAACGGAUGUUAAUCAUAUAUACUCUGGAUCAUAAACACUUUAGUUGUUCAGCGUCGUCUUUUCAUGUUGUUAUAACACUAUUGUCUAUAAAAGUUUUCCUGAUUUCCUGAUUUGAAAAUGAUGAACAAACCUGGAGUCAAUGAAUCAGCCAAUGGGUUUGUACAGCAUAAUCCAUAUAUUUAGUUCUGACAUCACUUCCUUAUAUCUGGUUGGUACAGGGACAAUAAAACGUGAUCAUGUCCAUAUUUCAGAUAUACACAAUUACACAACAUUCUACACGUAGAAUUGGCUUUCUGUAAACAAUAACCAGUUUCUGUUUUCCUGUACACUAUUUGGGAAUCAAGAUUUUUUUUUUGUCCCAAAUAGCACACCUAUUCCCUACAUAGUGCACUACUUUUGACCAGAGCCCUGUGGGCACAAGCCUCAAAUAGAAAAUCCCAUUUAAUGGGUUCGACAAAACAUAGAAAACGUUCAUGCUGGAAUCAGAAGCGUAGUAUCUGUUAAAUAUAAAUCCCAUUUUAACAAAUCAAAAUGGAGUCAGUCAGAGUUAGUCUCGGCCUCUUUUAACACGUAUUCUAGAUCCAAGAAAGAAAGCCCUUGGUGGUUCAGUGCUUCUUCUAUUGGCCUAUUGCUGGACACAAAAUAUAUAUUUUUGUUGUUGUCAGUACAUACAUUGUCACAACCUGUCUUUUAUCUAGCCUGGGUACCUGUCUGAUUGUGUUGUUAUGACAACUCAUGACAAUGAGAAAUGGAGUUGGUGAGAGCACAAACAGAUCCAGGGGGCCAGGCU
Messenger RNA from Oncorhynchus mykiss (rainbow trout), 4129 nucleotides. NCBI's taxonomy places the organism in Eukaryota, Metazoa, Chordata, Actinopteri, Salmoniformes, Salmonidae. The record is from RefSeq and is a predicted model, not a curated record.